UAAUCAUCUUCUUUUGAAUAAAUAUGCAGGUCAAAAUUCUUCUGGAAAAUCACACACAUAUAUAUACACUACCUGAACCAGACAACAACACCCACAGAUUUAAUAUCAGAGCACUGAAUAUAGUAAAUGGCAAACUUUGUUACCUUUUCCUUGGGGCUCUCUUCCCUGCUUCUACUCAUCUAUUAUCUGGCAAGAAUUUCAUAUUCCAUUUUGUUGAAACCCAAAUGGCUGCAGAGGCGUUUAAGACAGCAAAACAUCAAUGGCACAACCUACAAACUAUUGCUUGGUGACCUUAAGGAUGUUGGCAAACACAUGGCCGAUGCCUGGUCCAAACCACUGAGCCUCACCCAUGAUCUUGUGUCCCGUCGCGUCGAUCCUUUCACCAACCAUCUAGUGCAGAAAUACGGCAAGAUAUCUGUUUGUUGGUUUGGGACUUCACCCAGGCUGACCAUCAUGGAUCCAGAAAUGAUAAAAGAAAUACUUUUGAACAAGGCAGGCCACUUCCACUUGCCACCACUGAACCCUAUUAUCUUAAGCCUAGCAAGAGGGCUCACAAUUCAGCAGGGUGAAACAUGGGCUCACCACAGGAGGAUAAUGAACCCUGCAUUCCACAUGGAAAAACUCAAGGGAAUGAUACCGGCAUUUUCGGAAAGUUGUGCACUAUUGAUAGAGAAAUGGAAGACAUCAGUGACACCCCAAGGAGCUGGGGAGAUAGAUGUUUGGCCAGAAUUUCAAGACCUUACAGGGGACAUCAUAUCCAGGACAGCAUUUGGUAACAGCUAUGAAGAGGGGAACAGAAUCCUAGUACUUCAGAGAGAACUGCAACAACUAGUUAUGGAAGCCAUGAGAACCAUGUACAUUCCCGGCUUCAGAUUUCUUCCAACGAAGAAGAACCGGAGAAGAAACGAGUUGGACAAAAGGAUCACAUCAAUGCUGAGAACAUUGGUGGAGAGAAAGGAAGCCAUGAUUAGAGGUGGAGAAGCAAAGGAGGAUGACCUCCUCGGUCUGCUUCUGCAGUCGAAUGCUCGUCAAACCAACCCUCUGCAACACCAUGAAAGCAACACCAAGAAUUACGAGAUGAGCAUGGAGGAGAUCAUAGAGGAAUGCAAACAGUUCUACUUAGCCGGCCACGAGACAACCGCAACCUGGUUAACCUGGACAAUCAUUGUCCUGGCAAUGCACCAAGACUGGCAACAAAAAGCCAGGGAAGAAGUUCUGCAAGUCUGCGGGGAUAAAAUCCCCGACCUUGAAGCCAUUUCCCACCUCAAAACCGUAACCAUGAUACUUAAUGAAGUGCUAAGGCUAUAUCCAUCAGUGAUUGCACUUUACAAGCAUGCUUACAAGGAAACACAGAUAGGGGGUCUGUGUAUUCCAUCUGGAGUGGAUGUGACACUGCCCAUAAUGCUGAUGAACCGCGACCCGGACCUAUGGGGAGACGAUGCAGAAGAGUUCAAGCCAGAACGGUUCGCUGAAGGGGUUUCGAAGGCCUGCAAAGAUCACCCUUCUGCGUUCUUGCCAUUUGGAUGGGGGCCAAGGACCUGCAUUGGCCAAAAUUUUGCCAAUAUAGAAGCCAAAGUGGCUCUUGCCAUGAUUCUAAAGCAUUUCUGGUUUGAACUGUCCCCUAGCUACAUUCAUGCUCCUUAUACUGUCAUGACUUUGCAGCCACAGCAUGGAGCUCAGAUCAUAUUGCAUCAGCUUUGAGGGGCCGGGCCGGGGUGUGAGGGUCUCUGAGUUGAGGGAAUUUUCCUUUUCUGGGUGAAGGAAAAAUCUAUUUUGAUAAUAAUAAUGAUUGUUGGC
This is a messenger RNA of Ipomoea nil (Japanese morning glory), 1797 nucleotides long. RefSeq names its product cytochrome P450 72A15-like. The transcript is spliced from 5 exons. Lineage: Eukaryota; Viridiplantae; Streptophyta; Magnoliopsida; Solanales; Convolvulaceae. Gene Ontology annotation, molecular function: oxidoreductase activity, acting on paired donors, with incorporation or reduction of molecular oxygen; iron ion binding; monooxygenase activity. The record is from RefSeq and is a predicted model, not a curated record. Bases 127 to 1701 code for a protein of 524 amino acids.